AUGAAAUGCUCGCCGUUGCCAGGGCACGCGAGGCCCUUGGAGAACAGCCACGAUGACCCGGCGCGAGUGGAGAAGCAGAAGGAGACGUCGUACCUCGCCCACAUCGACGUCCUCCCGGGCUGCGACCCCAUCGCCCUCUUCCUCGAGUGGAAGGCCCUGGCUGCGGCGCGCGGGGCCCUCAUGACCAACACCAUGGUGAUCUCCACCGUCAACAGUGUUGUCCGAUUUAAAUGUAGUGACUCCUCAAGGCCACGAGCUGGAGGACGAGGAGGAACUCUCGAGGACACUGGUGCUACGCCGCAUGGACGGCGAUGCCUUUGUUUUCAUGACGGACUCCCGAAGCCGCAAGGCCGCAGAUCUGUCUGCGGGUGUGUAUAUUUGAGCAGUGACUCACCCGGCAUUUAUGUAACGAACUGA
Gryllus bimaculatus (two-spotted cricket) is the source of this 417-nucleotide messenger RNA. NCBI's taxonomy places the organism in Eukaryota, Metazoa, Arthropoda, Insecta, Orthoptera, Gryllidae. The record is from the annotation of a GenBank genome assembly.